Molecule: messenger RNA, 789 nt
Organism: Trifolium pratense (red clover)
Lineage: Eukaryota; Viridiplantae; Streptophyta; Magnoliopsida; Fabales; Fabaceae
Product: NAP1-related protein 2-like
Exons: 2
Coding region: 1-789 (262 amino acids)
Biological process (GO): nucleosome assembly
Cellular component (GO): chromatin; nucleus
Molecular function (GO): histone binding; chromatin binding
Source: RefSeq, a predicted model, not a curated record
AUGGUUUCCGACAAGAACAAGAAGUUGAAAGUUUCCGACAAGAGCGAGAACCCUGAGGAAAUCGAUGGAGAACUUGUAUUAUCCAUCGAAAAGUUGCAAGAAAUCCAAGACGAGCUCGAAAAGAUCAAUGAGGAGGCAAGUGACAAAGCUCUUGAUAUCGAGAAAAAGUACAAUGAGAUAAGGAAACCGGUGUAUGAUAAGCGCAAUGAUCUUAUCAAGUCAGCUAUUCCCAAUUUCUGGCCAACUGCCUUUAUGAUUCAUCCUACUCUUGGCGAUCUUUUGAACGAAGAAGAUCAAAAGAUAUUUAAGCAUUUAAGCUCUCUUGAGGUUGAAGACCAUAAAGAUGUCAAAUCAGGCUAUUCAAUCACUUUUAACUUCAAUACUAAUCCAUAUUUUGAGAAUAUAAAGAUUGUGAAGACUUUUACCUUCGUUGAAGAAGGAACAACAAAGGUCAUUUCUACACCCAUAAAGUGGAAAGAGGGCAAGGAAAUUCCCAAAGGAGUUAGUGAGGAGAAGAAAGGGAACAAGCGGCCUCCUUCUAAUACUAGUUUCUUUAGCUGGUUCAGUGAUACCGAGCUAAAAGAUGACAUGGAUGAUGGGAUUGCACAAAUUAUCAAAGAAGAUUUAUGGCCAAAUCCGCUUAAUUAUUUUUCUAAUGAGGAUCCUAACGAGGCAGAUGAGUAUGAGGAUGAAGCUAGUGGUGUGGAAAAGGAUGAUGACGAUGAUGAUGAUGAUGAUGACGACGACGACGAUGACAACCAAGAGGAUGACAGUGAGGAGGAAGAAUAG